Exophiala mesophila is the source of this 4191-nucleotide messenger RNA. RefSeq lists its product as uncharacterized. The coding region runs from base 204 to 3947 and encodes 1247 amino acids. Lineage: Eukaryota; Fungi; Ascomycota; Eurotiomycetes; Chaetothyriales; Herpotrichiellaceae. The transcript has a single exon. The record is from RefSeq and is a predicted model, not a curated record.
GCGCCUUCCUCUUGAUACAGUCUGAAUUGCACAUUCAUGUCGUUGAGUCUCUACAAUUCACCAUCAAAAUAAGUACCCUCGUCAGCUUCUGGCCAUUUCAGCUUCAUGGCAACAGACAGGUCAGAAUGAGGCUUGAUUAAACCGCUUCCACUGCCAGAGAGAGAGAGAGCUCACACUUCGCGCUGGAGCGCACACACGCCACCAUGUUUCACCGACGAGGCACUUAUCUUCAACGACUCUCUAAAUUGUAUUCCGAUACCAAACAGUCCUACGAGACGGUAAAGGCCACGUCUAACAUCACCAUUGAUGAUCCCGCCGACGUUCGAGAUCUGAGAAAGGACUUUCAGAUCCAACAAGACCGUCUCCUGGCAUGGGGUAUGCAUUGGACCGAUGUGGGGACCCCAGGUCAGGGUGAUGUCGACAUCGAUAAGAAGAUUGACCAAGCUGGUCUUGGUGAGGUUGUCGCCAGUGUAAUGUCCGAGAUUAAACGCCUGCUCGAGGAAAGCGGCCGCCUCGAACACCCCGAAAAGUACGAACUGAAAAUGACUGGAAAGUCUAUGAGAGGUCCCGGGUCCCCCGUAGCGCAACGGAAAGACUGGACCGCCCAUGAAGUUCAAACCGGUCGAGCACUUCUAGAGCAACUCACUACUUGCAUCGAUGUCCUAUACAGCCUGUCAGAAUCCACCACGAAACCGGGCGACGAAAAGGGCGACCUUAAGCGAACGAUUCGGAAACAAGAUGAUUCAAACACCUCAGAAUAUGGUCACCUAUAUGAUCACCCACUCCACAUUGACUUCCAACACUUGGAUUUCAAUGCUUACUUCUCUGACGCCGCCGAACCUCCUCCGUAUGACCCAAGCGAAGGCCCUGCCCUGGUCCGAGAAAGGUCAAUCGCUUUCUACCGCACCGCUCGUCAACCUGUGCUUGUCGACUACCUCACCACAGACUGUCCGCCAUAUGUCAUUGGAACCGCUGAUGACAUCUUUGAGCUCCACGAACUGGGACAGAAACUAUGCAAGAACCGCAGUCUGUCUUGGGUCGGCCACCUCAGACUAUUGGGCUUUACUGUCGAUCCCAACACGCCUCGGUGCGGGAUAAUAUAUGGUUUGCCAAGUUUACAUGACCCAGAGAGCCUUCAACAACAGCGUACCCUUGGCGACGUCAUCUCUAAUGCGAACAACACAGAGUCAGCACAGCCAGCACUCGAAGAUCGCUUUCGACUCGCAUAUAACCUUGCGCUCUCCAUCAUGGGAUAUUUCUCUCAGGGAGAGACACACCAGUAUAUCAACAGUGCCAACAUCAUCAUCGCCGGUUCCAAAGCCCAAACCCACCGUUCGAGUACCUCCAAAGAGCUAAGAUCUCCAUACCUCCUCCAGUCGUGCCAAGACUUUGUCUCCCGAUUGCAAGAAGAAGAGCCUUUUGCUGCUAGCAUCUAUCGCCAUCCUGAACAUGACAUCCAUGCUGCUGAGACCGUACCAGCAUUUGACAUUUACAGCCUGGGACUGUUGCUGCUUGAAGUUGGUCUCUGGAUCCCCCUCACCAAGUUGUGGAAACCAAAAUACACCCGCACCAUUUUCAUGGAGCGAGUUCUUCACGUCUACUCACCAAAGUUGUCGUCCAAAUGUGGCACCAAAUACAUGCGAGUUGUCCAGAAAUGCUUGCAGGCCCCCGCGGAGCUGCAAUUCCGAAACAAUUACGAGGACGCCGGUGCGUUUCUUCUGCAGAUCGCCAAAGACCUCCAACAGUGUUGCGCCCUUGAUGAACAGGGGCCGCCUCCUACAUCCGAUAUCGAGGUCUUUGAACUCUUGAUCAUCGAGCAGAUGUGCAAGGCCGAAGAAAAUGCCGCUUUGGAGAAAGAAGAGCAACAGCAUUCACAGAUCCCUGACGAAAGCCAAGCUGCUCGCUUGCCACUGGAGGCAGCUCAGCCCAAGCACAAGGCUGAUCUGGCCCAAAAAGAGACUGCCGCAAGCCCCGUGACCAUGAAGAAAUGGCCCCAGGUCGAUAUUCCGCAAGAAGAUUUAGAUCAAUGGAACACGAAUCUGAUGCCGAAACUGGGGAAAAUCCUUAAUGCGGCCCUAAAGGACUCUUCUGAAUCAUGCAGCCUCAGUCUGAUGAUGUUUGGGAACGCCGCAGAGACUGCAAAAACCACAAUCUGUGUACAGUGCACCCAAAUCAACAAGGUACGCGAUGCUCUGAAGAAACGUUUCCGACCUAAAAAAGGCUGGGGUGUUGUCAUUCUCAGUGGAGAGGUCAGGAGGAGCGGAACCAGACGAAAUUCUAAGCGAUCAGCCUUCAGCUCAAAGUCCAAAGGUCGCAAGCCCACACCAUGCAAACCAAAGGAGCAGAAGUAUCAGGAAAGACCAGCGGCCGGUGCCAGCAUCGGCGCAUUCAAGGACUCUGAACAUCUCCCACCAGUCUCCUUUGGCGGAACGAUUCUUGUCGAUGGAGAUCCCUAUGGAAUGACUGUCCAUCACAUGUUGGAUGUACCCUCCGACGAUGAAUGUGACGAUGGUCAACCAAUUCGUUCGGAACACCCGAGGCGAGCAGCAGCUCCCUUGAAAAUUCCGGGGCAGUUCGACGCUGCAGCAGAUCUACGCUACAUGCAGUCCGAAGAAGACCUGUCACAAAGACUAUCAGAUUUUGAGAUUUCCGAUGAUGACUUCGAAGGCAGUGACGAUGAUGCAGAUUCUGGGUCUGAAUCCGACGCCAGCACCAUUCGACCAGAUUACGCAAUAAUGGAUGCCGAUGGAAAUGAGUUUUGGUUUUUGGAGGACUCCCCUCCUGGCCUCGAAGAUGACGAAGGAAGUGAAGAAGACGAUGAGGGCUCGAGCUCUGACGACGAUAUUGACGAUGCAGCCAGCAUCGGCGACAAGUGUGGCAUUGCACCCUACUCGGACGACGACUUCACCGUGACGCAGCCCGCAAUCGAUGAUGUCGACGACGAUUUCUUUCCCAGCGAAGAAGAUCGCGACGACGACCAUCUUGCAAGCCACUCUUUCGGAUACAUCUUCGCUACUAGUGGUAUUCGAAGAGUGGUUAGAGGCGAGAUGAAGCAUGAGGUCGAUUGGGCCUUGAUAAAAGUCAACCAGGAGCGCCUGAAGAUCGACAACACCAUGCGCGACGAGCUCUGUUCCACUGGCGAAACGCCGCAUUCUAGCAAUCUAUCGUCGCGUAGCAUUUCCCGCAAGCCCACUCCAGGGAUCCGACCCACGCAGAAACAGCUGCCUAGCCUCCCAGUCUUGACAUGUGUCACUCCAAUGACCCAACUGUCCGGUCUACAUGUCCACUGCCACGGACGUAGCAGUGGAUUCCGCAAAGGCAGGAUUAGCCAAGCCAUGGCCUUGGUCAAACUCCACGGGCGUUCCUCCUUCAGCACCUCUUGGUGCGUAGAAGGCGGGUUCGGCGUUCCCGGUGACAGCGGCGCAUGGGUCUACGAUCCCGUCAACGGGGCUUUGUGUGGUCACGUACUUGCGUGGGGCGACAGGAGCAAGACGGCAUACAUUGCACCGAUGGAAGUUCUUUUUGAAGACAUCAAGGGGAGACUGGGUGCUAGAACUGUGGAGCUUCCUGUUCCCGGAAGGGAAGGGAUAGGCUUUCGGAACAAACGUCUAGAGGAGGAAGAGGUUCCUGUCUCGAGAAAGCCAGCAGGUCCCGAGUCUGGCGACCUUGGAACCGAGUUGGCCAAGAAGCUGAGAGACUUGCAGAUGGACGGUGGGAGCAGCGGGAGUGGCGGUGGGAGUGGUCGAAGUGGCGACGAUAGAAGCCAACAGCAACAACGACAACACCAGCAAAGACAGCCAUACACAUCCCAUGCCACUCAAGCCGCAACUUCAUACCAUGUGGGGACCUCGGGUGGUCCCACUGGUAGCCGGCCUCCCUCGCAGGCGCGUAAGAAGCAGGAAAUAGUUGGUGUUCGACCAUUGUACCUCGCCGGCACGGUUUCUUGAUCCCUCGUCCUCUCGGACAUUGAAGGCAUCCGGUGCUGCGGGAAUGAACAUGAUUUUACAUUGUGAUAGGCGAACCAUUUUACGCGUUGAUCAGGCAUUACUUUCCUGACUUGGUGCUGUUUUCGUUCUCUAGCGGCUACAGUCUAUAUAUAUUGUGUAUAUAUGUAUGUGUUCGGGCAAUGCCAGUAGAGAAAUAUUGGCUUCACUUCUCGUGGCCGUUGCCACCAUAUGUUGUCCAUCCAAU